AUGAGGAGGCUGGCGGCGGUGCUCGCGGUGGCACUGCUCCUCAUCGCAUGGCAGCCAUCGCUGGGGAAGGCGGUAGCCACACAGUCCACGGCGCUGCCGCCACCAGACGAGCAGGACGACGACGCACCGAGGUACAGCCAGCCGUCACCACCGGAUGAGCAGGAGGACAACCCGUCCUGGCCUGGGCUUCCACUGUUGCCGUCGCCACCUCCGCCGGAGGAAUCCGAUGCUCCGGUGGCUCCGCUGCCAAGUUCCCAGCCACCACCGCCGGAACCUGAGAUGCCAGCACCAGCAGCGCCACCACCGCCUCGCCCCAGGCGUGCACACCUGCCGCCAAGGCACGACGAUCCAGUGGAGCCUGAAACGCCGGAACCGCCUCACCAGAGGCCGGCGCCAUUGCCUCCGAAGGAGCCGACGCCGCCAAGGACAGUGGUGCCACCGCAGGAACCGGGGUGGGCCGCGGUGCCGCUGCCGCUGCCACCAACGCCGGCUCCUGGAAGGGCACUCAACUACAGUGCCACCGGCUGGACGACCAUGCUGGUGUUCGGGGACUCGACGGUGGACCCCGGGAACAACAACCGGCUGCAGACGGUGAUGAGGGCCAACUUCCUGCCGUACGGCGCCAGCUUCCUCGGCGGAAGGCCCACUGGUCGGUUCAGCAAUGGCCGGCUCAUCACCGACAUACUCGCGGAGAAGCUAGGUAUAGGGAUGACCAUUCCAGGUUUCCGUGAGCCAAGGUUGAGGCCAAGGCAACUCAGAAGGGGUGUGAGUUUUGCAUCAGCAGGCUCCGGAUAUGACGAUGCGACUGCCAGGAUAUCGAAUACACUAUCAUUUUCCAACCAAGUCGAGGACCUGUGGCGUUACAAGAGAAAUCUCCAACGACUAGUAGGACCAAGAAGAGCAGAACAACUUGUCAGGAGGGCUACAUUCGUCAUAAGUGCUGGAACAACUGAUGUGUUCUCUCACUACCUUGCCACAAACCGUUCACGAUCAGAUAGUUGGCCGUCAUAUGAGAACCUAUUGAUAACACGUGUCGCUAACUAUACCCAGGUAAUGAGAGCACUUGGAGGAAGAAGAUUUGUAUUUGUUGGAGUGCCCCCAGUUGGGUGUUUACCACUUGUUAGAACUUUGCUAGGCACCGGUGCAGAAAAAUGCCACGAAAACAUGAACUCAAUGGCAGCUUCGUUUAACAGAAGGCUAGACGAAGUGGUACGCGUUCUGAAGAACCAACGAGAUACCAGAGCUACCUUUAUUGAUGUUUAUCCAAUCGUAAGCAUGGCGACCAUAGACCCUGUUACCUAUGGGUUGACAGACACAUCAAGAGGCUGCUGUGGAACAGGGGUAAUUGAAGUUGGGCAAACAUGCAGAGGCCGAUUAACAUGCACAGAUCCCAGCAAGUACAUGUACUGGGAUGCAGUCCACCAAACAGAGAGAAUGAACCAAAUUAUCACAGAUCAAGUGAUUAUGAAUUCAAUUGGAGAAAUUUAUGCGUAG
This is a messenger RNA of Lolium rigidum, 1494 nucleotides long. Its product is annotated as GDSL esterase/lipase At5g45950-like. The record is from RefSeq and is a predicted model, not a curated record. Gene Ontology annotation, molecular function: hydrolase activity, acting on ester bonds. NCBI's taxonomy places the organism in Eukaryota, Viridiplantae, Streptophyta, Magnoliopsida, Poales, Poaceae. The transcript has 5 exons. Bases 1 to 1494 code for a protein of 497 amino acids.